AUGGAGGGCGGAGGAGGUACACCCCCAGAAAUGCUCGAAGAAGAAAGUCAGUUAAAACAUGUUCUACCCACAAGACUUGAAGCAGACAGUUUGAAGAAAAGCAAUUGGGGGUUCUUAUUUACUGGGAUUAUUGGCGGGACAGUAGUGGCUAUGUAUGCUGUAGCUACUCCAUUUAUAACACCAGCCCUCCGAAAAAUAUGCUUGCCUUUUGUACCUGCAACUACAAGGCAGGUUGAAAAUGUGCAAAUGUUGCUAUGCAGAAGGGCGGGCCCAGGAUUCCUGGUGGACAUUGGUAGUGGUGACGGAUGCAUUGUGAUAGUGGCUGCCAAGGAAGGAUUCACAGCUGUUGGUUAUGAAUUAAAUCCAUGGCUAGUUUGGUACUCCAGAUAA
Molecule: messenger RNA, 390 nt
Organism: Cynocephalus volans (Philippine flying lemur)
Lineage: Eukaryota; Metazoa; Chordata; Mammalia; Dermoptera; Cynocephalidae
Product: ATP synthase subunit C lysine N-methyltransferase-like
Exons: 2
Coding region: 1-390 (129 amino acids)
Biological process (GO): peptidyl-lysine trimethylation; positive regulation of proton-transporting ATP synthase activity, rotational mechanism; regulation of mitochondrial ATP synthesis coupled proton transport
Cellular component (GO): mitochondrion
Molecular function (GO): protein-lysine N-methyltransferase activity
Source: RefSeq, a predicted model, not a curated record